This is a messenger RNA of Hibiscus syriacus, 1479 nucleotides long. RefSeq lists its product as uncharacterized. The coding region runs from base 173 to 1348 and encodes 391 amino acids. The transcript is spliced from 2 exons. The record is from RefSeq and is a predicted model, not a curated record. Lineage: Eukaryota; Viridiplantae; Streptophyta; Magnoliopsida; Malvales; Malvaceae.
UCCUCCUCCCACAAAACCCUAAAUAUUUAAUUCAAAACCCUGCAGUCUGCUCAGUCUCCCUUCUCCAUUGAUUUGAGCCCCUUCGUCAAGCUAAACCUCGGGUCUAUCUCUAUAUUCAAAAGAUUAUCGGUUUAAAGUGUUUGUUUUUAGGGAUUGUUCAUUUGUUUUCACGAUGAGCUUGCUUGAUAUAAUAACAAAGGCUUCAGCUAAUACUGAGCCGCACAGUUCUCUAGCAGAACACCCCAUAAUGUUAAACGCAGAUGAUAUUUUCCUCAAAUUAAAGCCUGAAGCUGAAAACACCAAUACCACAUCGCUUGUUAGUCCCCUCACGGGUUGGGGGAUAUCUCAAACUGAUGCUAAACUCAUUGAAUCGAGCAAAAAGUUUUAUACCAAGUUAAGUAGAAAGUUCAAACACGUCCAUAAUUUCAAUAGAGAAGAGUUCCUUGGUAUAUUGACUCCAUUUCUUGAGAAAUUUAGGGAAAAAGUUGGGGUUUUUAUUGGGUUUGAUUCAAAUGAUUCUGGGUACACUUCUUUUUUGCUUGAAAAAGUUGGGUCUUUGAUUGGUAGAGAUGUUUUGAGUUUGGUUGUGGAAGCUUGUAUUAGUUUUGAAAUUUGGGAAUUGUUGGAGGUGUUGAUUGUUAAUGGCUUGAUUGACCAUUCGUGUUAUUCGAAUUUGAUUUUUAAUCUUGCUGCCAAGAAAAGGUCGGAUUUGCUUUGCCUUUGUCUUAAACAUGCUCGCAAUUUGGGUUCGGUUGAGUUGCUUUGCAUAUUGAAAUAUUUUCUAUGUCCACCUAAAGAUGGCUAUGCUAGUAUGGUUAGUGUGAGGAAGGAAUGGGAGAGUCAAGCUUUGCUGGCUAUUGAAAAGGCCAGACUUGGGAAGAAAUCACGGUUGGCCAAGGAGGCUGCGAUUUUGCUUAUGGUUGCCCAUGAUGGGUUUUCGGAUGCUGAGCUUUGUUUGCAUUAUUUGUUAGCUUCAAACAAUGUCGAUGACGUGAUAUUGUCAUCUUCACUCGGUAAGUUAGGCGGUAAAGAGUUGAUGAAUUUGAUCAUGUACCUUGGGAAAUGGUUGAAAAAGUAUGAGAGGUUUCCUCAAGCCAUUCCAUGCCCUAAGGCUUCCUCUGCUUUGGGCUUGAAGAUCUGUGAUUGGGUGCCCAAGCUUGAAGAUGUUGCAAAAUGUCUCGGGUUUUUCGUGGAUGAGAACUUCUCUUCGUUGAUGUUAUAUCCCGAGUUUCAUGAAGAAGUCAAAUCUAUCGAGGGAGUGGUUAGUUCCCUAGCCUUUGAAGCAAGAUUUUGUUGUUCAAUGACAAAUGUAAUCGAGAAGUUAAGAGAGGGGGAUAUGCAGAGCUAGGAAUUAUGGUAACGUUGCAUUGACACACUCUUUUCCCAUCAUUUAUGAUGCCUGUGUCUAAUAUAUUUGUGUUAACUAGACUCGUUUUCGUUUUGGAUUGAAUCAAAGUUAUCUUUAAUCUUUUUUUCUGC